UACACAAAAGAAAAUACUUAACAGAGUUUGCUAUUUGAUUCUCUCUUUUUUUCCCUUGGAGAACAAGUUUUUUCCAGAUUUCGAAGAGAGAUAGAAAGGAAGAAGCAAUAAUGGAUGUAAUCAAAUCUCAGCAAAUAUCUUCGAGGCCGAUUGAGAAGGUGAUAGUUCAUCCGCUUGUGCUUUUGAGCAUCGUAGACCACUACAAUAGAGUUGCAAGAGACACAAGGAAACGUGUUGUUGGGGUUUUGCUUGGAACUUCAUUUAAAGGCACUGUUGAUGUUACUAAUAGCUAUGCAGUGCCCUUUGAGGAGGAGGACAGGGACCCUAGUAUCUGGUUUCUUGACCAUAACUAUCAUGAAUCAAUGUUUUCCAUGUUCCGUAGGAUAAACGCAAAGGAGCAUGUUGUUGGUUGGUAUAGCACUGGUCCCAAACUUAGGGAAAAUGACCUCAACAUUCAUGGGCUUUUUAAUGACUACGUCCCUACUCCAGUCUUGGUUAUAAUUGAUGUCCAGCCUAAGGAGCUAGGAAUACCAACUAAGGCAUACUAUGCAGUUGAGGAAGUUAAAGAGAAUGCAACUCAGAAAAGCCAGAAUGUGUUUGUGCAUGUACCUUCAGAAAUCGCUGCUCAUGAAGUUGAAGAAAUUGGUGUUGAGCACUUGCUAAGGGAUGUGAAAGAUACUACUAUCAGUACCCUUGCAACUGAGGUAACUGGGAAACUGGCAGCUUUGAAGGGAUUGGAUGCUCGACUUCAAGAGAUACGGAGUUAUUUAGAUCUUGUCAUUGAUGGGAAGCUCCCCUUGAACCAUGAGAUUCUAUACCAUUUGCAGGAUGUCUUCAAUCUAUUGCCCAAUCUAAAUGUUGCUGAAUUAGUUAAAUCAUUUUCAGUGAAAACAAAUGAUAUGAUGUUGGUCAUAUAUCUAUCUUCUCUUAUCCGAAGUGUAAUUGCUCUCCAUAACUUGAUCAACAACAAGAUGCUUAACAAGGAACACGAAAAGGCUGAGGAUUCGAAGCCCCGUGCAGUGCCAACUACAGCUGGAAGCUAAGCAAUCCACCCUCCCAAUUCUCUUUCGUCAUCCACUACCCAGCACUUGCAGGUAGUUACAAUUGGAACCUGAAUCUGGCUUAUGACAAUCUCGCACAUGGAGGAACUCUUUAUGUGUUCUGUUUUAGCUUUGUUCCUCCAGAUUUUAGAAGUUUUUGUCCAGUGGAACUUAGAUCAAGUGAUGGAUGACAUAUCAUUUUCUUUGUAUUAACAGAUCAAACAUGUUACCUUUUUCUUUUCUCUGAAUUCAGUUAAAACAUAGGCUCAAAACGAAGGUACAUGUUGGCGUGUUGCAUAUGAAUUCAUCACUGAAUACCCAGAAUGGAGGAAUGCGUCUUAUCUUAA
Messenger RNA from Solanum stenotomum, 1387 nucleotides. Its product is annotated as 26S proteasome non-ATPase regulatory subunit 7 homolog A. The record is from RefSeq and is a predicted model, not a curated record. NCBI's taxonomy places the organism in Eukaryota, Viridiplantae, Streptophyta, Magnoliopsida, Solanales, Solanaceae. Gene Ontology annotation, molecular function: metallopeptidase activity; protein binding. Gene Ontology annotation, cellular component: proteasome regulatory particle; proteasome complex. Bases 111 to 1043 code for a protein of 310 amino acids. The transcript has 10 exons. Gene Ontology annotation, biological process: proteasome-mediated ubiquitin-dependent protein catabolic process.